UUCAUUACUGGCAAUGGCACCACCUUUUCACUACUGGUAACCUUUAGCUACCCAUCUCUUUCGAAGUUCUCUCUCCAACUGUGCUGGGAGUGCGGAUACAAUGUCUGGAGUGUGGGUAUUUGACAAGAAAGGUGUGGCUCGCUUGAUAACCAAUCCAACCAAAGAAUCCUUCGAGCAAAAAGACCCAAUUUAUCCUGGCACAUCCACCGCACCAGGGGCUCGACCCCGGGUCCUAGUCUACCUUCCGACCAACCAAGUCAUCAGCUCCUACGCCGAACUCGAGCAGUGUCUGGCUGAGCUUGGCUGGACUCGCUACAACAACAUCAGCCAGCCCGACCUUCUCCAAUUCCACAAAUCCGACGCCUCAGCUCAUCUCAUUUCUCUCCCGAGAAAUUUCGCCAACCUCAGGCCCAUGCAUAUGUACGACAUUGUCGUUAAGAACCGGUCUUUCUUUGAAGUACGUGACCCUCAGUGACAUUACAUUGCGCUUGAUUCACGAAAUCAAACACACUAUACAGAAACAUACUUUUCAACCGGUCCAUAGCCUUAACGAAGUGGGUUGUCUAGCGAAAUGGUGCACGUUAGAGAUUCCUGGUUACAUUUUAGUAGUAAAAAAGAAAUAGAGGAUGUUGUUUCUUUGUAGACUGUUUUAGUUUGCUAAAUCCUGUGCCAUGUGCCUCAAGUAUAUAUAUCUCUAACUAAUAGGUUUGAUUCCAAUGAGACGAGAGAUAUCUAUCUUUCUUUUCGGUUAGAACUUUGAACAAAAGGUUUUUCAUGUUGAAUGGUUUUACCGAAUUGAUGGUUCUAGUUUUGCGUUA
This is a messenger RNA of Theobroma cacao (cacao), 818 nucleotides long. NCBI's taxonomy places the organism in Eukaryota, Viridiplantae, Streptophyta, Magnoliopsida, Malvales, Malvaceae. The record is from RefSeq and is a predicted model, not a curated record.